Vicugna pacos (alpaca) is the source of this 1804-nucleotide messenger RNA. The record is from RefSeq and is a predicted model, not a curated record. NCBI's taxonomy places the organism in Eukaryota, Metazoa, Chordata, Mammalia, Artiodactyla, Camelidae.
GCUGAGCUGGGUUGGGGGGGCUAGAUGGGAAUGGGGUCUUAAUAUUUGGGCCUCAGUUUUCCCAUGGAGUAGGAUGGUCAUAGGCGGAGAGCCAAGCCUAUCACCCUGGGGAGACUGGAGAGCAGCACGGGAAGGAUGUGCCCUCGUACCAGCCAGCAAUGGGUGGCAGAACCUGUCCAGUCCCCCAUUCCCCUGAGCCCCCGCAGCUGGGUCAGAGAGGAGUGGGCUGAUGUGUCCAACUCCAAAUCUGCGCUCAAGCGGGCUGUGUCUGUCCUAAGCUGGCCCACUCUGUACCAUGGACAGCGGGCCCCUGGCCUUACUGACAGCGCUCUGGGCGCUGAGGGCCUCUGGAGUUGCGGCGCUGCGCAUCGGAGCUUUCAAUAUCCAGAGCUUCGGCGACAGCAAAGUGUCAGACCCAGCCUGCGGCAGCGUCAUCUCUCAAAUCCUGGCUGGCUAUGACGUUAUGCUCGUGCAGGAGGUGCGAGACCCCGACCUGAGCGCCGUGUACGCGCUCAUGGAGCAGAUCAACAGCGUGUCCAAACAUGAGUACAACUUCGUGAGCAGCGAGCCCUUGGGUCGGGACCAGUACAAGGAAAUGUACCUGUUCGUCUACAGGAAGGACGCGGUGUCGGUCGUGGAGACGUACCAGUACCCGGACCCGGAGGAUGCCUUCAGUCGUGAACCUUUCGUGGUCAAGUUCUCAGCACCUGGCUCUGGUGAGGCACCGACCCAUGCUGGCCCCGCCCCCCCGCGGGCCCCGCCCCAACCCCUGACGCCACAUACUCCCGCAGCUGCCAAGAAGUUGGUGCUGAUUCCGCUGCAUGCCGCACCGCACCAGGCCGUGGCCGAGAUUGACGCGCUCUACGACGUGUACCUGGACGUGAUCGACAAGUGGGGCAACGACGACAUGCUGUUUCUGGGCGAUUUUAACGCUGACUGCAAAUACGUGCGGGCUCAGGACUGGGCGGUCAUCCGCCUGCGCAGCAGCGAAGUCUUCAAGUGGCUCAUCCCCGACAGCGCCGACACCACGGUGGGCAACUCAGACUGUGCCUACGAUCGCAUCGUGCUCUGUGGCGCCCACCUGCGCAGUAGCCUGAAGCCCAUGUCGGCUGCUGUCCACGACUUUCAGGAAGAAUUUGGCCUGGACCAGGCUCAGGCCCUUGCUAUCAGUGACCAUUUUCCUGUGGAGGUGACCUUCAAGUCCCACUGACAGCUCUGAGGCCUGGCCAGAGCACGACGCCUGCAGACUCUGGCCACAAGCAACUGUCUGACAAGAGUUCCUUCAGGGUGGCUAGCCAACCCCAGCAAGGCUGAAGGGCAGGGUCAGCAGGGCCUGGAAAAGUGAUGUGACCACUUGGAACCUCUUUCCCCAUCUAUGAAAUGGGCUGCACCACCUACCUCAUAGGGUUGUGAGAAGCACCUUGUAGAGUGCUGGGGACACAGCUGAGCUCAAUAAAUACUCAGCCAAGACCACACACCUGUCAGCUCCGAUGCCUCAUGUCAUUUCUUAGGACUCAGCCCUUCUGGGGCACAAACCUUGGUCCUGCAGUUCAGUGGGUCUCUGGUCCCAGCCCCCUUAGAGGACAGGGACAGCCAGCCCUGUCCAUUCCACAUCCUGCUGGGUACAGCCAACUCCAGACCAGGCUGGCUCCAGAAGGCAGCUCGUGUGCUCACUGGUUGUUCUUUAUUUCUGCAAACUGCUUUCAAGAACUUGUACUAAACCAGCAGUUUAAAUGAAGCCUUAAGCAAAUUUUGUAUUAUCAUCCUCACUUAAUAAUGAAGUAGAUGUUACAUAAUUGCCAGC